AACCCAAGCGCCGCAACCUUGAGAAAAUCAACAUCAUAUCUUUACAUCUCGCAUCUCUUACAUCCCGAUUUCUUUUCAUCAUUUCCAUAUACCUUCAUCUUCUCUUUGGAAUUUCUUUUUAAUCACCUACCUACCUAGUACUUAGGUACCUAGUUGAAGAUAAAAACUCAUACACCCGUAAAAAUAAUAACAUAUCUCGAAAAUUCAGUCAAACCUCUCUCUUAUCGAAUGCAUCAUCUGCUCACUGCUGUGUUCUUCGCAUGUUCAAGCUUCCACAAACACGGGAACUAAUUACACUAAUCAAAGAAUUCAGCUUAACCCAAAUCUUAAGCUUGUCUUCAUAAUCCGAUGUGCUACUAUUGAGAGCACUCUUCUUAACCGGUUGGCAGAUAAAAGCUUAGUUCGGGUUUCAAAGUUCCAGUUACAAAAUGUCUCGAACUCCCGGCGAGUCUUCCUCUGGGAAAGAUACCCAAAACCCAACUCCAAUCCCAUCCGGCAUGUCAACCCCAACAAGUCCAACAGAUACGCGACAUCCACUGUCUAGAUAUGAGUCUAUCUCACAGCAGAAUGAUGGUCUGGCGGAAAGCUUCCAGUCUACCGACACAAUGCGACGGAGACCAGAAAAUACAGGAGGAUAUGGUACGCUUUCUAUAUUUACACGCGAGCCCAGUCAUUCAACCAGCCACAUGUUAAUGCAAAAUUCCGAAAUAUAGAAUUACUAAUGCCAGAUAUAGGAACUAUGCAAUCUACUCCUCAAACUCCACAGCCUGGCGACCAUAGAAAUAGCGAAUCUUCCAUGACCGGUGAGCGAUCUCAGCCUGUCAACUUGGACUCUUCGCGAUCAUUCCAGCCAGCCAGAUCUCCCAUGUUAGGACCGUCCGAUCGGGGCCGAACAGGUCAGCGACCGAAAAAACCUCCCAUGCCACGUCGUGCUUCAUCAAACGUACAAGCGCCUCAUAGGGGUCAAGAGUUCUCGGUGGACGAUGAUGUGACUGAGAUGGAGGAAGAAAUGAACAGGCAACAGGCUGGACUUGGGAUUGGUGGUAUCGCAUCGGGGUUUGGACCUUCAAGACAUGGUCCUGGAACUGUGCGGAGGCGCCCUGCUCCAACUCAGCCAACUUUGCCUAGAUUGGAUUCUUCGCACGAAGAAGAAGCGGAAGCCGAGGCUGAAGCUGAGGUUGAUGUUUCUACGGCUGGUGAAAGGACAAAAGAUGAUAAUAUGACUACAUCCGGUGAAGAGACUUUGCAGGAGGAAGACGUUAUCGCAGGGGUAGAGGAUGAAGAUUCUUUAAGUGAUGCGGAGAGCUUUACACUAAAAGACCGUCAACAAGCAAUAAACGAAACGCAUCCUUUCGGUAUAAGGAUUUGGAAGCCUGCAUUGUACAAAAAGAACCGUUCGGUUCAAAAGACAGCCGAAGGCGAUAUCCAUUCAUCUCCUGGCGCUCGUGCCAACAAAUGGUUGAUUUUAUUCAACAUCAUCUGGACACUUGUUUUUGGCUGGUGGCUGGCACUUGCAGCAUUGACUGGAGCACUUGUAUGCUUCGUCUUUGGAGCAGCACCAAGUGCCAUUGAAUAUGGGCGUGUGCUUUGGGGAUUGGCUGGUUAUAUUUUCUACCCCUUUGGGAAAUUCGUACGGCUCGAACAAGACGAAGCUUAUGCCCAGGAAGAUCAAGGAGAAGGUCGAACCAUCACCGAAUAUGAACAAUGGCAAAGUGGAGACAUUGAAGAUGGGAGAUUAUUCUUUGGGCCUCAUCACCCACGAUCAAUCGUUGGCCGAUCAAGGAGAAGUAUUGACUCAUUUGGUAGCGAGACGGAUAGUUUACUUGGUCGUUCAAGACGUGGUACUCAUCGAGAAGAUUCAGCACGCCCCAACAAAAGAAGACUUUUUGGAAGGGGCCAGUGGAAUACUGGACGGGUUAUCUUCUUCCUGUUCUUUUACGGGCUGAUCACGCCUUUACUUUUUAUUGCCUCCGGCAUAUGUUGGUUCCUCGUCUUUUGGAUUCCCAUGGGUAAAGUUACGAUGCUACUAUUUGACCAUCUUCGUCGACAUCCCCUAGCUUUAUCCUUCCAAUCCGACUCUGCAUAUUCUCGUGGAUCUAUUCCAAAUUCUUCGAUUCUCGUUUGCACAUACCGCGCCGUGGGAAGCAAGUAUUGGAAAUACACAGUGGACGGCACAAACAUUUUCUUGAUAAAUCUUAUGGCUGUCGUUCUGUUUGUCAUCUUUGAUUAUUGGAUUCUUUUAGAAAUGCUCGAUCUAAAUAUCUCCAUCACCCACCCGGCGUUCCUGUUCAUUAUGGCCCUGUUGUCUAUUAUUCCUCUGGCCUACUUCAUAGGACAAGCUGUUGCUUCGAUUUCAGCUCAAUCGUCCAUGGGACUUGGCGCUGCAAUCAAUGCCUUCUUCUCAACAUUAGUAGAGGUCUUCUUGUAUUGCAUCGCACUGAACCAAGGUAAAGGGCAACUUGUUGAAGGUAGUAUCAUUGGAAGUAUUUUCGCCGGUAUAUUGUUCCUACCAGGAUUAUCCAUGUGUUUUGGUGCCAUCAAAAGGAAGACUCAACGUUUCAAUGUAAAGUCUGCUGGCGUGACUUCGACAAUGCUACUUUUCGCCGUUCUUGCCGCAUUCGGUCCCACUCUGUUCUAUCAAAUAUAUGGAACCGUAAGUUAUGGAUCUCAUCAUAAUUGUGGAAAUCCUUGCUAACUUCUGUUACAGCAUGAACUCAAUUGCCUUUCAUGCACCGACACAUAUGAUUCAGCAAGCCGCGAUUGCCGUCGUUGCUAUUUUUCCCAGUCGCCAGCAUUGAAUGACAGGUUUUACCUCGAGGCUGUCCGACCGUACUGCUGGUUUGCUGCUGUUCUCCUAUUUCUUUCCUAUGUCAUUGGGCUAUGGUUUACACUUCGAACUCACGCAGCGGUGAUAUGGAACAAUGAAGUAGAAGAGAAGCAAAAGCCAGAACCCAGUGGAGCUGGUCCCCAACAAGCUUCAGGCGGAGCUUUACAAGUCCGCGCACAACGACAUGCCCAGACUGCAUCGGAUGUUCGUGGAAGUGAAAUUCGUGACUCUCAACUUUACAAGCGCAUUCUUGGGCAGUCACUAAAGCAAGCCGGACUGAAUCCUAAGGACAACAUUUCCGAGGACGUUACUCACAAUGGUUCAGUACACACGCCUCAUCUAGUUCCACCCAAGAGUGCUGCAGGAGAUAGCAUAAAGUCUGAUUAUCAGAUACCGGGAUUUACAGAUAUCCAAAACACAACAUUUGUUAGAGAAGUGGCCGAAAUGGCAGCGACUGCUGCUACAAUCGCUGCUCGAGAUGCAGCCCGGCCGCCUCAUCGAAAAACAUCUACCCAUGCACAUAAGCUUCCUUCCUUGAGGACAACAGCUGUACAUGCGGAGCCUGAAGAGGCUGCUCACGCUGAGGGUCAUGCCUCAAGUGGUGGGCAUGAUGCGCCAAAUUGGAGCCGGAUGAAAAGUUCGGUGAUUCUGUGUGGUGCCACUAUUCUUUACGCGCUCAUUGCAGAGAUUUUAGUCAACACGGUCGACGUAGUUCUUUCAAACGUAGCCAUUGAUGAAAAGUUCCUCGGUAUCACAUUAUUCGCACUUGUUCCGAAUACCACCGAGUUUCUUGUAAGCCCUUUCCCUCCCGAUCACGUACAAAAAAAGACUAACACAAUUUCGUAGAAUGCCAUUUCAUUCGCAAUGAAUGGCAACAUCGCAUUAUCUAUGGAGAUAGGAUCUGCUUACGCACUCCAAGUGUGUCUACUUCAAAUUCCAGCUCUCGUUUUGUUUAGUGCCAUCAAUGGACAAUGGUUAGAAGGCUCUGAUCUCGUCGACAAGUCGUUCAGCCUCAUAUUCCCCCAGUGGGAUAUGGUGACGGUCAUUCUUUGUGUGUUCUUACUUAGCUAUAUGUACGGUGAAGGAAAGAGUAACUACUUUAAAGGCUCUAUCCUUCUACUUAGCUACUUAGUCGUCAUCGUUGGGUUCUAUUUCUCAGGAAUGACGGAUCUCGAAGCUAUGGGCAUAAGCCGUUUCGAUAUCAUUGAAUCAGGUGGCAGUUUCAAAACCAUUGGGAGAGGCAAGUCAGGACAUGCUUUUCAACAGUAAUAAAUCCUUACGGACUUACGGGUCUUGCAGGGGUACAAAAAAAUGAUACGGUGGAGUGUUGGAGAUUGAUGAUGUAAGAUUUUGCCUUUUUUUUCGAUUUCAUUCUCGUUAGUAAUGCCUCUGAUUUUUCGAGCGCUGGCGUUGAGGAUACGGCCAUGGUAGCAACUCAUACAUUUCAAGAGUUUCAAACCUUAGAUACCAUAUUACAAUUUCCUUGCACAAACUCCUCUUUUCUCACCCGGGAUUUCUUCUCGAUGGCUCAUUUAAGUGGGUAUAGUAGAUAGCAUGUCAAAUUACAUCUGUACAAAUAAUGGAUUGAGAUGAGAUCGAAUGGAUGGAUGGAUGG
Molecule: messenger RNA, 4442 nt
Organism: Sclerotinia trifoliorum
Lineage: Eukaryota; Fungi; Ascomycota; Leotiomycetes; Helotiales; Sclerotiniaceae
Source: the annotation of a GenBank genome assembly